Musa acuminata AAA Group (dessert banana) is the source of this 1330-nucleotide messenger RNA. Its product is annotated as protein LIKE COV 2-like. NCBI's taxonomy places the organism in Eukaryota, Viridiplantae, Streptophyta, Magnoliopsida, Zingiberales, Musaceae. Gene Ontology annotation, cellular component: Golgi apparatus. The record is from RefSeq and is a predicted model, not a curated record. The transcript has 7 exons. Bases 87 to 848 code for a protein of 253 amino acids.
CCCACGGUGGGUAGGCCGUUAGGUUAAGCUUCGGUGUCGCGCUUGGGCGUCGAGAUCGGUCGAGGGAGGCGCCGGGGGGGGUAGACAUGGCGGACGAGAAGGAAUCCACGUCGGUUCCUCUGAGCCAGGCAGCCGAUCCCGAAGACCCCGCCAAAGCUCCACCCACUUCCCCCAGCUCCUCUACCCGGAAGGCUUGUUGUGCUGUUCUUCAGAGCUGGGUCUCAAAGAAAUUUAUGACUGGAUGUGUAGUUCUUUUCCCCGUGGCAAUCACAUUUUAUGUUACAUGGUGGUUUAUUCAGUUUGUUGAUGGUUUCUUCAGUCCACUAUAUGACAAGCUUGGAGUUGACAUAUUUGGCCUUGGAUUCUUGACAUCUUUGGUAUUUGUUUUUCUCAUUGGAAUAUUUGUUUCAUCAUGGCUGGGUGCAACUGUUAUCUGGGUGGGAGAGUGGUUUAUAAAACGAAUGCCUUUUGUGAGGCACAUUUAUUCAGCAUCGAAGCAGAUCAGCACUGCCAUUUCUCCUGACCAAAAUACCACAGCUUUUAAAGAGGUUGCAAUUAUCCGUCAUCCACGUGUUGGCGAGUAUGCAUUUGGCUUUAUUACAUCAUCAGUGGUCCUUCAGACUGACAAAGGUGAUGAAGAAUUAUGUAGUGUAUAUGUUCCAACCAAUCAUUUAUAUAUUGGUGAUAUAUUCUUGGUCAAUUCUGAAGAAAUCAUCAGACCCAACUUGUCUGUUCGGGAAGGCAUAGAGAUUAUUGUUUCUGGGGGUAUGACAAUGCCACAGUUGAUUACACCUCUAGAAAGGAUUCCACGGAAGAACCAGAGCAUUCGGUUAAACAGAAUAACAUAACAAAGGUGAUGUGUCUCGGAGGUCAUAUUCUGCUGCUGCUGCUGCUGCUGCUGCUAUAUGUUUGCUUUGCUGCUUGGAAGGCAAUUCUCUUAAAGUUACGUCCAUGUUUCAGGUUAGCGGGAUAUGUAGAACUGGCUCGAGUAUCUUCAGUGUUUUGCCCAUGUUGUUGACCUUGCUUACCUCUUAUUGAAUGGUUUAUUAGUUGUUGUACAUUGAUGAGCCAGACUGAGUGCACCAGGAAUACAAAGGAGGGUAGCAGCUUCACUGUGCUUUUUAGGGGAUUAAAUGGGAUGCUAUGUGCAAGUUGGUUGAAAUCUAAGGGUGUUUGUGCAGUUAUAGAAAAUAUAGUUUACAUACAUAUGUUUAGGGUGCCGUGAGAGAACAUAUUGACAAACAAGUCCCUAUAUCGUGUACUCUGGGCAACGCUGCCUCCUCGUUAGAUGUUUCCUUACAACGAGUUCACUGCUUGCUUGUUCUGCUCU